UCAACCUGCAAAUUGAGUUCGCAGCUCAGAAUUUCUUGAAUGAGCUCGAAUGUUGAUCAUGAACCAAAGACCCAGCCAUGUCCACUUCCACAUACAUACGAGUAUAUGAUGUAAUUUGUUUGUGCUCAAAUGUUACGUCUGAGUUGCCACUUUCGUUGGCCAAUUGAAAUUUCCACUUGCAUUUUCAUGGAAAACUUGUUUCAAGAGGACCAAGGCAUUUUCUUUUGCAAAGCCAGUUGCUGGCUGGUGGAAAGUGGGCACCUCACCGGAUCAGUAGCAAUUGUGGCUUCAAAGUGGCCACAACAUGGACAACGCUGGAGUGGAAAUUGUAGACCACCAGACGGAUAUUUACCAAGAUGCUGUGGUCUUCAUAACGGGAGCCACUGGCUUUGUGGGCAAAACACUGCUGGAGAAGCUGCUCUGGAGUUUUCCGCAGAUCAAGCGCAUCUACAUGCUAAUUCGGCCCAAGGGUGGGGUCACGGUGGAGGAACGCUUCCGGGGAUUCCUCCUGAAUCCCAUCUUUGAGCGCCUGAGGGCGCAGCAUCCAGAGAGGCUGAAGAAGAUCUUUCACUUCUCUGGCAACAUUGAGGACGACAACUUUGGUUUAAAUGAGUGCGACCGAGCCGUCUUGUGUGCCGAGGUGAACAUUAUUUUCCACAGUGCAGCAACGGUGCGUUUCAAUGAGUGUCUGAAAGUGUCGGCUCGUGUCAAUUCACAGGCCACCUACAAUCUUCUGGAGCUUUGCAAGGAGAUGGCUCAAUUAAGGAGCUUUUUGUACGUUUCCACGGCCUACUGCAAUCCUGGUCGCAAGUACGUGGACGAGCAGGUGUAUCCCACUAUGCCGCCGGUGGAUUGGCGUCAGUUUCUGGCCGCCACCCAGAAAAUUCCCGACGACUAUCUGAACCGCCUGGCCGACUAUAUAAAGGGUCCGCAUGUCAACACCUACACCUUUACCAAGUCAAUUGCCGAGCAGAUCGUGAAUGCAUAUAGACAUGUGAUUCCCAUUGUGAUCGUAAGACCAUCCAUAGUCACUGCUGCCUAUAGAGAACCCUAUCCCGGUUGGAUUGACAAUAUCCAGGCUAUAAGCGGAAUAAUGAUGGAGAUCGGAAAGGGGGGAAUUAGCAGUAUUCUGGGUGACAAAGAUCUUAUAUGCGACAUCAUACCAGUGGACUUUGUGGUCAAUGCCAUGAUCAUGAUGGUCGGCAAGGCGAAGUUGGGCAGCUUGAGCAUCUGUAACGCCACUUCGGGAGUGACCAAUCCCAUCACCUGGCAGCAUCUGGGCGAGCUCACCAUGAAGUGGUCUAGAAUUUUUCCCACACGGCGAAUGAUUAUGUUUCCGAAUUUCAAGUACCGGCGCAGUGCCCUAAAGCAUGAGUUGGCCGUGUGGCUUCUUCAUUUUGUGCCCGCAUUGCUUAUGGACCUUCGAACCCUUCUAUUGGCACAAAAGAAGCGACUGGUCACCCCCAUUGCCAAGAAAUUCCGGCAGGCAUGUCUGGCAGGUAGCUUUUUUUCGCUAAACGAAUGGAUCUUCAAGAACAGAAGCCGCUUCUAUUUCAAGGAAAUGAUUGAUAAUGGCACCUAUCCCACACUCUAUUGGAAUCUGGAGGAGCUGGACUACGAUGAUUAUGUGCGGCGUCACAUGAUUGGCAUCAAUAAAUACCUGCACCGCGAAAACUUCACCGUCGAUUCGAACAAGUUCAUGGUUACCAGGAUUUACUGGUUAUGGAUUUUCCUGCAUUUGUGGUUCUACAUGAUGCUUGUGUAUAUCAUGUUUUAGUCAAAUAUCUUAUAGGUAUCAUUUAAGCAGGUUAACAAGGAAUAAGCAGAAAAAAGAUCAUAUGAAAAGAUCAACAUUUCAGAAUAAUAGCUUGCCUUUUCUGUAAAAUUGUUGAACACGUGGUAUUCGAUUUGCAUUAAAACGCGACAGCAGCUUAUAUUUAAACAUGUCUACACGUGGUAAUUUCAAAUAUGACCGGAAGAGGAUGCGAUGAAUCAUUCUGUCGAUUGAUGACUGAGCUGCGCACUAAAAGCAAGGCUUUUUCGAAUAUUGAUUCGGAUAGAUUUAUAAAUAUUUAAUAUUGUAAAGUACUACAUUUUUUAUUUAAAAAUCGAUAAAGUUGGCAAAAUUUUGCAAGUUCUAACUUAAAACACUUUUUAUUAUUUCACAAAUUAGCUACUUAUUCGUUACUGAAUUACUAAUGGAAAUUAUAGUAGAAGUUUGGUUUUUGGUUA
This is a messenger RNA of Drosophila elegans, 2232 nucleotides long. Its product is annotated as putative fatty acyl-CoA reductase CG5065. Bases 305 to 1777 code for a protein of 490 amino acids. Gene Ontology annotation, biological process: long-chain fatty-acyl-CoA metabolic process. Gene Ontology annotation, molecular function: alcohol-forming very long-chain fatty acyl-CoA reductase (NADP+) activity. Lineage: Eukaryota; Metazoa; Arthropoda; Insecta; Diptera; Drosophilidae. Gene Ontology annotation, cellular component: peroxisome. The transcript has 8 exons. The record is from RefSeq and is a predicted model, not a curated record.